This is a messenger RNA of Adineta ricciae, 327 nucleotides long. The record is from the annotation of a GenBank genome assembly. Lineage: Eukaryota; Metazoa; Rotifera; Eurotatoria; Adinetida; Adinetidae.
AUGUUCGAGAAAUUUCUUCUUCUUUCCGUCGUUCUUUCAUCGAUUUCAUGCCAAAUUGUCUAUGAUACUAGUGAUGAUAAUGCCCAUGGUCUACGAAUAGCUGGAAAUGAUCAAUUUAUUAUCUUUGCCAUUAAUCUCAAUUCUGGCUUUUCUCUCGCUCAUUCUCCAUUUACACCAACUGAUCGAUGUUCAUAUUCGAAUACAAGUCGAGAUUUCUACGUGUAUAGUGUAGAUAUUGUAUACAGUUCGAAUAAUCAUACAGCUACAUUUGUACAAAUAGCUGAACAAACAUCAACACAANAGCUAAUACUAACUGAAGAAGAAUAG